AUGAAAAUGAAGGACUUUCGCAGAGAAAUUUCAUCAGAAUUAGUAAGAAAAAAAAUGUUAGAAAAACGUCGAAUGAAGCAAACUUCAGAAUCACCUCCAGUUCAACUAAAAAAAAAUAAGCCGUUUGUCCCAAAAAAUAUUAGAGUUGAUCAUUCUGCACACCAGCCAAUAAGAUCUAGUCGAAGAAGAUGCGGAAAUUGCAGUACUAAAGUAAAGGAAGUAAGAACUGAAUGGAUAUGCUCAGUGUGUAACAUACCUUUGUGUUUAAAUAAAAACAAAAACUGUUUUACCGAUUACCAUAAAUAA
Messenger RNA from Macrosiphum euphorbiae (potato aphid), 306 nucleotides. NCBI's taxonomy places the organism in Eukaryota, Metazoa, Arthropoda, Insecta, Hemiptera, Aphididae. The record is from the annotation of a GenBank genome assembly.